Molecule: messenger RNA, 1111 nt
Organism: Podospora pseudocomata
Lineage: Eukaryota; Fungi; Ascomycota; Sordariomycetes; Sordariales; Podosporaceae
Exons: 3
Coding region: 1-957 (318 amino acids)
Biological process (GO): oxaloacetate metabolic process
Molecular function (GO): magnesium ion binding; catalytic activity
Source: RefSeq, a predicted model, not a curated record
AUGCCAACCACCUCCACCCUCCGCCGGGCACUCUUAUACGUCCCCUCCUCCUCCCAAAAAUUCCUCUCCAAAUCCCUCCUCCUCCCCCACACAACAGACAACAUAACCUACGACCUCGAAGACUCCGUCACCCCCUCCCUCAAACCCACCGCCCGCACCAACCUCCUAUCCCACCUCUCCGCCCUUCCCAAACCUCCCCCCAACAUCGGUGAACUCGCCGUCCGCAUAAACGCCAUCUCCACCCCCUACGCCCUCACCGACCUCACCACCCUCGCCCCCUUACCCUCCUCCACCCUCUCUACAAUCGUGAUCCCCAAAGUCAACUCCCCCUCCGACCUCACCUUCGUAAUCGACAUCCUCCGCCAAGUCUCCCCCCAAAAUGAACCACAAAAGAAGGUCAUCGCUCUGAUCGAGUCCGCCAAGGCGGUCAUGGACCUGAAGCAAAUCUGCGAGGCAGGAAAGGGGUCUCUUGACGGCUUGAUCUUUGCUGCCGAGGACUUUGCCUUGGAUCUGAGCUUGACUCGCACGCCGAGUCUUCGGGAGUUCUUGUACGCCAGGAGUGCGAUUGCUACCGCGGCGAGGGCGUCUGAGCUGAGUAGCACUAUUGAUUUGGUGUGCACAUCUUACAAGGGUGAGGAAGGGAAGGCGAGGUUGGAGGAGGAGUGCAGAGAUGGGAAGGAGGUAGGGUUUAACGGGAAGCAAUGUAUACAUCCCAGCCAGGUUGAGAUCGCGCAACGAAUGUUUGCGCCGGAUGAAAAAGAGGUCGAGUGGGCUGUCAGAGUAGUGAUUGCAGAUGAAAAGGCCCAGGCUGCUGGAAGAGGGGCGUGGACACUGGAUGAUAAGAUGAUUGAUGCUCCCGUGGUUGGGAAGGCUCAUUCCGUCGUCACCAAGGCCGAAAAAUGUGGCAUUGACGUAAAGGGACUGAGGAGGAAAUGGCAGGGUCAAGAACCAGAGUAAAAACGAAAAAUGCCCAAAACAAUCAGGUUUCGUAUAACUGUCUAUACUGCCCGGGUAUUGCAAGCCCUUGGCCAGACCUCCACAUCCUGCCCGGUAACGAUAGAUCCGCUCUAUCCUGCCCCAGGUAUCUCGGUAAUAUUCUUGCAGGUGGCCU